GUGUGGCACCAGAGACUGGUGCUAGGAGUGGUGGGAUUGUCGGGUGGUAAGCUUCACAUGAUUGCGACCCCCGAGUGGCACGUGUACGCGGAGGACUACGGGCCAGGCUCUGCGGAUGUGGCGGCAGUGAGGUGGGCCCCCGCCUUCAACGUGCUGCCCGACGGGACUCGCCCGGUGGCGGACUUCACGGCGGCGGCGGCGGUGGCCGAGGCGGCCGUGGAGGCAGGGGCGCUCGCGGCGGCCCAGUGGGUCGCGGCUUCUGCGGCGGCCGCUGGAUGCCUGUUGCCGGUGGCGCAGCACGCGGUGGUCGCCCUGCCUGCGGGCGGGGCCGCUGCGGCCGCCGCCUCCGCACCGCUCCAGGCCGCGGGCGUGGCCCCAGCCGCCGCCGCGCCACCUCUUCGGGCCCCUCCGCCAGUGGGCCCGCUGCAGGGGGUUGGCGUCGCGGCGGGGCCGGAGGAGCGUGCUCCGCGCGGGGUGGCCGCCGAGACCUUCGGUCAGUACCGGCUGGGCGACGUCGUGCAACACGUGGCCAGGGCGGGCGCAGUCUGCAACAAGGACAUCCACCUCCUCCCCGACGGCUCGGGCCUCUUCGUCGUGUACCUUCGCCCCAGCGACGAGGAGGCCUUCUUUGACGGGAUCGUGGCCGCCGGAUGCCGCACCGCUGCAUGGUCCUUCGUGCACAUCAGUGCCGAGGGCGGCAGCCUGGACGGCCAUCAUGAUGGCUUCAGGUCGUUGUGCCGCCUCGAGCCGAAUGGCUGGGGAGUGGCCGAGCAUAUCCACCUCGCGGGCGCGGUCAAGGCCGCCCUGCUGGUGGACUAG
Prorocentrum cordatum is the source of this 819-nucleotide messenger RNA. The record is from the annotation of a GenBank genome assembly. NCBI's taxonomy places the organism in Eukaryota, Dinophyceae, Prorocentrales, Prorocentraceae.